Messenger RNA from Peromyscus leucopus (white-footed mouse), 584 nucleotides. Its product is annotated as mannose-binding protein C-like. Lineage: Eukaryota; Metazoa; Chordata; Mammalia; Rodentia; Cricetidae. The record is from RefSeq and is a predicted model, not a curated record.
AUGAGAGAAUAUGAUACCAGAAAAAUCAAUGCAGAAAUCGCAGCUCUACAAGCAGAGCUGAGAGGCAUUAAGAGGUGGGUGCUCUUCUCCACAAGUGAAGAAGCUGGAAAGAAGUGCUUUGUGAACACUGGCAGAAAAAUGAGCUUUAAUGGAGUGAAGGCUCUGUGCUCCCAAUUCCAGGUCACUCCCAGGAAUGCUGAGGAAAUGCAGAAGGUGGCUAAAGAGAUUGCCUACAUGGGCUUGACAGAUGAGAGGACUGAAAACCAGUUUUUGGACUUGAAAGGAAACAGACUGCAGUACACUAACUGGAAUGAUGGUGAACCCAACAACACAGGGGAUGAGAAAGAGUGUGUGGUACUCCUGUUAAAUAGCAAAUGGAAUGAUGUCCACUGCUUGGACUCCUUUUUGGCAGUCUGUGAGUUCUCAGACUGAGGGUGUUUGUUUCUCAGUCCUCGUUGAUGCCUUAUUGUGCUCCAUAAGUCCACAAUUUGUUCUGAAAUAUAAACGAGGUAAAAAUAUAAACAAUUAAGCAUUAGUGGCCCAAUUAAACUAUACUGCUUUUUUUUUCUGGAAUAGUAUUUCCU